Molecule: messenger RNA, 794 nt
Organism: Polychytrium aggregatum
Lineage: Eukaryota; Fungi; Chytridiomycota; Chytridiomycetes; Polychytriales
Product: anaphase-promoting complex, subunit 10/DOC domain-containing protein
Exons: 8
Coding region: 131-670 (179 amino acids)
Biological process (GO): anaphase-promoting complex-dependent catabolic process; protein K11-linked ubiquitination
Cellular component (GO): anaphase-promoting complex
Source: RefSeq, a predicted model, not a curated record
CGAUCCAGCUCGCUGCAUUCCACCGCCAGCCCGCACCUGCGCAUCCAGCCGUUGCUGCGGCAUCCUCGGUGUCGAUCGACUGUCUUCGUCUCUGUUCGCAAGGGCCAGCUCGAUUCGUGCAGCCCCCGCAAUGACCGAUGUCGACGAUCUGUCCGAUAAGCGCGAUGUGUCCUCCUAUGGCCACUGGUCCGUGUCUUCCUACAAACAGGGAUUCGGCGUCGACCAGCUCCAAAGCGAUUCGUUUGAGCAUUAUUGGCAAUCCGACGGCCCGCAGCCGCACUUGCUGACCAUCAAGUUCCCAAGACGAAUACCGAUCCAGCAAAUCUCCUUGUACCUGGACUUUAAGCAGGACGAGAGCUACACCCCAAGCCGGCUGUCGAUCCGGUCUGGCACCAGCUUCCAAGAUCUGCAUGAGCUGAAGCUUAUCGAUCUGGACGAGCCCAGCGGAUGGAUCAAUGUCCCGAUCCAAGAGGAUCCUGACACCGAGUCGAGCAAGCCUCUCAAGACUCAGCUGCUGCAGAUUGCGGUGCUGGCCAACCAUCAGAACGGCAAGGACACGCACAUUCGGCAGAUCAAGAUCUUUGGGCCGCCUCUACGGUCAAUCUUUGAAGUCGAGGGCUUUCCGGCGUUCUCAUCGGUUGAGUUCCAGAUGCACUCGACGAUCCGUUGACCCGGACCGACAGCGAUUGCGACCAGCAACGCGAUCAACAUCAACAUGAUCAAUAUCAACAUGAUCAAUAUCAACAUGAUUAACAACAUCAACAUGAUUAACAACAUCAACAUGAUUAACAGCA